Amblyraja radiata (thorny skate) is the source of this 1175-nucleotide messenger RNA. RefSeq names its product renalase, FAD-dependent amine oxidase (gene rnls). NCBI's taxonomy places the organism in Eukaryota, Metazoa, Chordata, Chondrichthyes, Rajiformes, Rajidae. The coding region runs from base 72 to 1088 and encodes 338 amino acids. Gene Ontology annotation, molecular function: oxidoreductase activity, acting on NAD(P)H. The record is from RefSeq and is a predicted model, not a curated record. Gene Ontology annotation, cellular component: extracellular region. The transcript is spliced from 7 exons.
CAGCCCACAAGGGACGGUCCAGGUGCCACGGCGUGGGGCCGGCGGACUCGGCGGGGUGACCGGUUGAAGCGAUGGCCCGGGUGCUGGUGGUCGGCGCCGGCCUGACGGGCGGCCUGUGCGCCGCGCUGCUGCUGCGGGGGCGGAUGCGGGUCGCCGUGUGGGAGGCGGCGAGAAGCCCAGGAGGAAGAAUGAACACAAGCAGAGAUCCGCACGACUCAAACUGCACAGCAGAUCUGGGAGCACAGUACAUCACAGCGACCCCGUACUUCGCUGAGAAGCAUCAAAGUUUUUAUGAAGAGUUGUUGUCGCGAGGCGUUUUAAAACCUCUUCUUGGUUCCGUGGAAGGAAUAACAAUAAAAGACGAAGGAAUCUGUAACUACAUGGCACCCCGAGGGAUCUCCUCGAUUGUCAAAUAUUACCUCAGUGACUCAGACGUGCUGUACAAUCGCCAUGUUACCCGCAUCAACCUCAAAGAGGGGAAAUUGGAGGUGUGCUGCGACUCGGGCCCUGCGGAAAUGUUUGAUGCCGUUGUCCUGACGAUGCCAGUUCCUCAGAUGCUUAAACUGCAAGGAGACAUGAAGACCCUUAUAAGCGAGUCACAAAGGCAAAGACUAGAAGCUGUAAGAUUCUCCUCACGGUUUGCGUUGGCCCUAUUCUACGAAGCAGGCACUUGUAUUGAUGAGCCCUGGGCCGCAAAGUAUAUCGUCGACAAUCCCUGCAUCCGCUUCAUUUCCAUCGACAGUAAGAAGCGCAGUUCAGAGUCGCCUGAAGUUGGGCCCUCGGUGGUCGUUCACACCACGGUUCAAUUUGGAGCGGAAAAUGUGGAUAAAGAGAAGGGAGACGUGGAACCUCUGAUCCUCGAGCAACUGCAGAAGGUGCUGCCAGCACUUCCAAAGCCCACCAGCAUCAAGUGCCGCAAGUGGAGAUUCUCACAGGUCACUGAGGCAGUCUCCAGUGAUCCAGGGCAAAUGACCCUCAGCAUUCAGCCACUGCUGGUGGUAGGGGGAGACAGCUUUACCCAUUCCAAUUUUGACGGCUGUGUGGAGUCGGCCUUGGCUGUCUUGAAUGUAUUCAAAUGUCAUUUUUAAGUUCAGUUUACUUUAUUGUCACGUGGGAAGUUUUUGUUGCGUGCUAACCAGUCAGCAGGAAGCCAAUACAUGAUUACAAUCAAGCCA